This is a messenger RNA of Rhodotorula graminis WP1, 2329 nucleotides long. RefSeq lists its product as uncharacterized. The transcript has 9 exons. NCBI's taxonomy places the organism in Eukaryota, Fungi, Basidiomycota, Microbotryomycetes, Sporidiobolales, Sporidiobolaceae. Bases 127 to 2175 code for a protein of 682 amino acids. Gene Ontology annotation, molecular function: FAD binding. The record is from RefSeq and is a predicted model, not a curated record.
CGCUGCACCCGCCCACCGCAACAGCCACACCCGCAACCGCCUCUCUCGCGCGACUCGCCCGUCACCGCCCUCCACCCUCCACCACCUCCGGCCUUUUCUCGCUCCCUCGACGACCAACAGCACACGAUGCCGCACGCGACCAAGUCUGAGAUCCGCCCCGAGGCAGAGUACGAUGUCAUCAUCGUCGGCGCCGGUCCCGCUGGCUGCAUGGCCAACGUCUGCCUCACGACCUACGGCUUCAAGGUCCUCCACAUCGACAACCGCCCGACCACGACCGAGGCAGGACGUGCCGACGGCCUGCAGCCGAGGACGCUCGAGGAGGAGGGCAAGGCGUCGCUCGCCAAGCGCAUGAUCAACCAGGGCGUCCGCGUCCAGGAGGUCUCUUUCUGGGACCCGUCGCCUACCGCUCAACUUGCGCGCACUUCGAGGGCGCCGUCGUGCCCCGACUUCAUCGACGUUUGCGACCCGUACACGCUCCUCCUCCACCAGGGCCUCAUCGAGCGCUCCUUCCUCGACGAGAUUGAGGCUCGCCGGGCUCACCUCCCUGCCGACAAGGCGUCGCCCGCACCUCACGGCGGCGUGUUCCGCCCGUACGAGUUCGAGACGUGCUCGACCGACGAGUCGCAGGCGUACCCUGUCUCGGCCUCGUUCGUCCACGCCGACACCAAGGAGAAGUUCACCGCCCGCGCCAAGUACCUCCUCGGCGUCGACGGCGCACGGUCCCUCGUCCGUCGCGCCAUCUCGGGCGGCCAGCCGGGCGACGGCGAGUGGCAGGGCAAGAUCCGCAUGCUCGGCGACGCGUCCGACAUCAUCUGGGGCGUCAUGGACGUCGAGGUCAAGACCAACUUCCCCGACAUCAUGUCCAAGUGCCUGAUCCACUCCAAGUCGGACGGCUCGAUCAUGGUCAUCCCGCGCGAGGCGGGUCUCGUGCGCCUGUACGUCCAGCUCCAGGCCGAGGCGGGCCCCGACGGCAAGCAGAAGCACUACGGCCGCGACGCGUCCGAGGACAUCUGCAAGUCGCGCGCCCGCAAGAUCUUUGAGCCGUUCAAGCUCGAGUUCGGCAAGACUGCGUGGUUCUCUGUCUACCAGAUCGGCCAGCGCAUCGCCUCGAACUACACCCUCGACGAGCGUGUCUUCCUUGGCGGCGACGCGACCCACACGCACUCGCCCAAGGCCGGUCAGGGCAUGAACAUCUCGAUGCUCGACAUGUACUCGCUCGCGUGGAAGAUCAACAUGGUCGAGAAGGGCGUCGCCGACCGGUCGACCCUCCUCCCGACCUACGAGCAGGAGCGCAAGAGCAUCGCCGAGGAGCUCCUCAAGUUCGACAAGGCCUACUCGUCGCUCUUCUCGGGCCGCUCGCCCAAGUCGGACCAGCUCACGGCCGACGCGACCAAGGCCAAGGCCCUCGGCGCCGUCGACCCCGAGCUCUUCAUCGAGACGUUCAAGAAGAACGCCUUCUUCACGUCGGGCUGCGGCGCCAUCUACUUCGCCAACCCGCUCAACGCCCUCCCCGACUCGGAGCUCGUCAAGAACUACUCGAAGAAGGGCGUCUUUAAUCCCGAGGGCAGCAAGCUCAUCGCCGGCCAGCGCCUCCUCCCGGGCAAGGUGACGCGCGCCAUCGACGCCAACCUCGUCCGCAUCCAGCAGGAGGUUAAGAUGAACGGCGCCUUCCGCAUCCACGUCCUCGCCGGCGAGUACGGCAAGUCCAAGGCCCAGAUCGCCGCCCUCGACAAGUUCAUCGACUCGCCGUCGUCGUUCGUCAACCUGUACCGCCCCAAGAGCGGCGUCCAGUCGGCCAUCGUGUACAACUCGCACGACACGCGCCACAUCGAGCCCGAGCGCGGUCAGCGCGAGCCCAACUACAACCCGUUCUUCGACUUUUUGUACAUCUUUGCGACGCCGCACACCGAGUGGGACAUCGAGGACCUGCCGUACAACGCGCGCAUCUACCGCGACAACAUCUACUCGGACGACGUCUACGACCGCCGCGUCGGCAAGGACGCCAAGGCGGCGCUGCACACCAAGUGGGGCAUCUCGACCGAGCAGGGCGGCAUCGUCGUCGUGCGCCCGGACGGCUACGUCGGCGCCCAGGUCCCGCUCAACCAGGACGGCUUCGAGGCGCUCAACGCGUACUUUGGCGGGUUCAUGAGCGGGUCGCAGAAGGCGAGCCUUUGAGCGGGUCUCUCCCUUUCCCUCGUGUCGAUAUUGCCUCUUCCUCCCUCUCGCUCCUGGUCUCUCCCCCCUCGUACUAUAGCAUGAGCCCCCCUUCCGUAUCUUGUGGGUCGUCCGCCGCAGCCGGUCUGUAAACAUAGCGCAGCCGUUCUUCCUC